AUGCUGCUCCACCGCUACGUGGUGUCCCGCCUCAUCUGGGCCUACAUGCUGUCCAUCGCCAUGACCUACUUCAUCACGCUGUGCCUCUUCCCGGGGCUGGAGUCAGAGAUCCACAACUGCACGCUGGGGGAGUGGCUCCCCAUCCUCAUCAUGGCCAUCUUCAACCUCUCCGACUUCGUUGGCAAGAUCCUGGCCGCCCUGCCCUACGACUGGAGAGGGACCCACCUCCUCAUCUACUCCUGCCUCCGCGUGGUCUUCAUCCCCCUCUUCAUCAUGUGCGUCUACCCCAACGGGAAGCCCACCUUCGGCCACCCCGCCUGGCCCUGCAUCUUCUCCCUCCUCAUGGGCAUCACCAAUGGCUAUUUUGGCAGCAUCCCCAUGAUCCUGGCCGCUGGGAAAGUGAGCCCCGAGCAGCGGGAGCUGGCAGGGAACACCAUGACCGUGUCCUACAUGACAGGCUUGACGUUGGGCUCGGCUGUGGCGUAUUUUGCCUACAGCCUCACCAGUACGUCCCACAGUAGCUGUUUCUACACCGAAAUCUCCAACGGCUCCUUCACGUUGGGGUACUGA
Mesitornis unicolor (brown roatelo) is the source of this 570-nucleotide messenger RNA. RefSeq names its product equilibrative nucleoside transporter 4-like. Gene Ontology annotation, molecular function: nucleoside transmembrane transporter activity; monoamine transmembrane transporter activity. The transcript has 3 exons. The record is from RefSeq and is a predicted model, not a curated record. The coding region runs from base 1 to 570 and encodes 189 amino acids. NCBI's taxonomy places the organism in Eukaryota, Metazoa, Chordata, Aves, Mesitornithiformes, Mesitornithidae. Gene Ontology annotation, cellular component: plasma membrane. Gene Ontology annotation, biological process: nucleoside transmembrane transport.